AUGGCGUCCUCAAAUACCACAGGACCACUGUCCUGCUCUGAACGCAAGCGGCGCAAGCAGAAGGUGAAGGCUCCGUACGGUUGCGGAGGUCCCAAACCCGCACAAGUUCCGGACCGCCUUGCGCAAAAACGAGGAGCAUCCCACCAGUGCAAGUUCGAGUCAAAGCCAGUCAAGCCAAAAGCCGCCAACGACAAGCAUUCGCAUGAUGAGCAACCGAGUGUCUCCCGGAAGCGUAGUUUCGACGGCCGGGACAGCGAGAUUCUGCCCGACGACAGAGAUACGGACGACAAUGACUCUUGUUCGGAUUUGAACGUGAGCAGUGUCUUGAAUGGCAUGGGCUACAUGUCCCACCAUCACCACUUGGUGUUGGGUCAAGGCCAUGUAUCAACGGUGGUCGAGGGCACCGCCGAAGACGAUGAACAGUCGGACGAGCUGAAAGAAGUUCUACCGCUGGUGCCGGAGAAGCGAUACACCGAUUGCCUCGUCGACAACUGGCUGAACGGCGCAAACCAUCACUAUUACGCCCUGUACCCGCCCGGUUUCAGAGCCCAAUACGCCGUAUGGUGGGCCACAUCGCCCAACAAGGUGACAGCGGAACUCACGAGCCUGAUCCUGCGCGUCUGCGCUUGCUCUCUCCAUUUCAUCAUCGAAGACAAUGUCAGGGCGAGGCUGGAGAAAGAGCUCGACACAGAUAUCCUGGCCUUCGCCAACCGCCUGCAUGCUGCGGCAGAGAAGCUCAGUGCCAGCAUUCCGCCUGGAAAAGGCGGACUCGUCCAUUCAGCGGGAAAGUUCACCGAGGCCUGGCACGCUUUGAGCAAGGCCAUCCAAGCGGCAAUUGAGAUAGGCCUCCACCAAGACUCUUUGCACGGCGGAAUGUCGGAUUUCGAUCGUGAAAUGGGAAGGCGUGUAUGGGUUAUCCUGUACCUUUGGGAUUUCUCGCUGAACUCCUUGAUGUUUCGGCCCCGCCUCAUCAAUCACGCCGACUGCACAGUCGUGAUGCCGUCGCAGAGUCUCGAGCCAACCCCGUUCGGUCCCGAUCAACCCUGGCAAUUCCGCCAUAUGAACCUGCACUGCCAGCUUUGCAUGGACAUGGCGCCACAGCUAGGUGGCCGUUUGGAUUCAGACGCGGACAAGGCAGACAUGGCUAACCGGAUGCGGAACGUGGUUGUUACAUGGUUCGAAAGGCUCCCAGCCGAAUACGCCGUGGAGACGCCAGACACGCGGUGGGAUGGCGAGCUGAAAUGGGUUGUGUUCCAGCGUCAGUAUCUGCACGUGAUUGGAUAUAUGUCGUUGUCCAGCCAGCUUAGGCCCUUCAUCAUGCGAAGCUCGGCGAAGCCAAUGUCGCAUCUCCAGUUAAGGCUCCGAGAGGCGGGAGUGGACGCUGCGCUGGGUCUCAUGAACGCAUCGUUGACGCUUUUCGAUAACCUGGUAUCGUUUGGUCACAAGUCCCCUUGUGCCAUCUUAUGCCUUUUCAAUGCGGCAACCGUCAUGUGCGCCGGGUUUCUCCAGGACGAGGCUCGCACCCUUCCGAAGCGAGAGGCGGUUCUGGAAGCGAUGAAAAGAGGGUUGGGCAUGCUUGCGGCAGCAGCCUCCGAGUCGAAGGAAACGGCAACCCUGUACCGCAUUUUGAAAAGACUCCUCGCCGGACUUCCACUGAGCGCCAAGGAAAAAGGAGUGAUCGGCGCCUCAAAACGGGUGAAGGACGAGAGGACGACUUCGCCAAGCGACAAAGUCACAGUUGACAUAUCACAAAGCAAGUGCGCUAUAAAGAGUGCUUCGACGAGAACCCGUCGGCGCCAGGGAUCUCAGCCAAGAUCUGUCAGCGGCAGCCCCGACAGCGCCUCGGCGCUGGGCUCGUCGAAUUGCCAGCCAUGCAGCAAACGGUCGGCGGUGUCGUUGCCGGAUAGCUGUCGACCCUUAGACGCGCAGGCGCCGUCAAAUGGUCAAGCAGGGCCGAGUCCUGUCGUUCCAUUAAAUGGUGUCGUGCAGGUGGGUGGCCAUCCUUCUUGUAGCACCUUCGUACCGUCGACCCCCAUCAAUCCGACAUAUCCGGGCACGACGGAAAGUUUGCCGGCCACCGGCUCCAGGUCGACGACCGGUUUUAUGGCAUCAGACGGAUACCCCCGUUCCCAAGCAUUCGUGAGAACGGCUGGUUUCCAAUACACCUCGACAGUGGGCACCGUGGAUGCGGUUCCCUUCAUGCAGUCCGGUUGGCAGUCAUCUUGGUUGGCCAUGAACGGCCUGGGCAAUGAUGUUCAGACAUACCAGGCUGUCAACCUCUCCGGGUUCGACAACGCGGCGCUCGAGACGCUCCGCUGCUGGGAAAUAAGGUCAGGAUCCCUUGGGCCCGAUGCACCCAGAUCAUGGGGACAAUCCUCUGCCUAUGUGCCAGACCAAGGCGCGGUUGGGUACCAUCCCGGGCUUCCUGGGGACUUCAACGGGCGGAUAUUCGAGAUGAACGAGCGUGGGCAGAGCUUAAGCAUCGACGAUCCAUCGGAGAGGACUGAUGAGGGCUCGUUUCAAAGGGCCAUCGUGUCCUGGCUUAGAUCGUAUUGUUCAAGUGCGUAGGAAGAUGGGUCAUAUUGGCGUUGUUUUGCGUUUGCCUCGAUCUGGCUGUGAAUGUGUGGUUCUGAAAUCAGAAACCAGUGAGGCCCCGGUUCCCAGAGAAUGCUGAACGACUGUGCUCUUAUAUUUGGU
This is a messenger RNA of Parathielavia appendiculata, 2697 nucleotides long. RefSeq lists its product as uncharacterized. Lineage: Eukaryota; Fungi; Ascomycota; Sordariomycetes; Sordariales; Chaetomiaceae. The record is from RefSeq and is a predicted model, not a curated record. Gene Ontology annotation, cellular component: nucleus. Gene Ontology annotation, biological process: DNA-templated transcription. The transcript has 8 exons. The coding region runs from base 1 to 2568 and encodes 855 amino acids. Gene Ontology annotation, molecular function: zinc ion binding; DNA binding.